AUUGCACCUCCUAACUGUACAAGAGCAAGAAACAAGACCCGAACAAAAUAAACGCCGGUGAACGGCGAGUGUAUUCACAAGUUCAAAACAUUUAGUAUUUUUUUUGUAAUUUGAUUCCCCCGUGGAAGAUUAAGAAGACAAUCUAGAAGAUGGCUGUGAACGUUUACUCCACAUCUGUGACCGGCGACAACCUUAGUCGCCAUGAUAUGCUUUCUUGGAUCAACGAGUCUGUACAAAUGAACUACACCAAGAUUGAACAGUUGUGCUCAGGUGCAGCCUACUGUCAGUUCAUGGACAUGCUGUUCCCUGGAUGCAUACCAUUGAAGAAGGUUAAAUUCCAGGCCAAACUAGAAACGGAGUUCCUCCACAAUUUCAAACUUCUGCAGACCAGUUUUAAGAAGAUUGGGGUUGACAAGAUCAUUCCUGUGGAUAAGUUGAUAAAAGGCAAGUUCCAGGACAACUUUGAGUUUGUGCAGUGGUUCAAGAAAUUAUUUGAUGCCAACUACGAUGGAAAGGAGUAUGACCCAAUUAGUGCACGCCAGGGCCAGGACACUGCCCCCUCACCCAACCCAGGGCAGGUGGCUCCCAAGCCCAGGAAGCCCACCACUGUAUCGCUCCACAGCUCCACCCCUCCAGUUAAACCAGCUGCGAGAGUCGCUCCCACCAGGUCUACAACGACAGUGAACAAAACCCCCCCCAGGUCAGCAGGGACUGGAUUGAGGAGGCCUGGCGGAGCAGGGGAUGCGGAGAGGGAGGAGCUAGCCCAGGAGAUCAAUUCCCUGAAAGCCACGGUCCAGGACAUGGAGAAAGAGAGAGACUUUUAUUUUGGAAAGCUUAGGUCUAUUGAGGUCAUCUGCCAAGAGGUGGAUGGAGAGGCUGACUCCACUAUGCAGAAGAUAAUGGAUGUUCUGUAUGCCACUGAUGAGGGAUUUGUUAUUCCUGAUGCUGAAGGAGAAGAACCAGAAGAGUUCUGAUGAUUUUAUAUUUUAAUGGACGCAACUCCAGUCAAAGGGUUCUCAAACCUCUCCCCUGGGCCCGCUGCCGUUCCAUGUACUUGAUCUAUUUAAUAGCUAGCAUCCCUGAUUCAGUUUGUCUUCAAAUUUCCAGGCCCUUGUUUAAGUAGGUGAAUCAGGUGAGCUAGUUAAGGGCUAACAAAAUUGCUUUGGAGUCUGUGAGAGGUUUGAGAACUACUCUAGUCCAUAACUUUAUCACACUCCUCCAUGCACAUACACAGGUUAGUGAAUGCACAUUUUGCAUGUGCAGAGUUCAUGCACAUGCGCUUGUGUGCUGUUAUGAACAUGCACUUAUUCACACAUACUGCCACUGUGGAUUAGGUUGCCUCUGGAACAUAGACUGCCUGCCCCAUUGGUUCGUGUUUCUUUGACCAAGUGUUCUUUGGACCAUGAAAUACAUUUCAGAGAGCCUGCUGAUCCAGCCACCAGAAAAGAACCCUGUGUCCUUCUUCCCUGGUUUCUUUUCUGCCUUGUUCUUAUUCUGGCCUCUUCUGUGCCUUUAAACUUUGGCCUGUUACUUUUAAAAUGUGUUCAGGUUGUCUUUUUAUUACUUUAUAUAUUAGACCUAAACAAACUGUACUUGAUUUCUUUUGUUUUGAUAUGAUAUUUGCAAAAACAAUUAAUUAUUAUUAAAGAUCUAUGAAUAUGGUUA
This is a messenger RNA of Esox lucius (northern pike), 1665 nucleotides long. RefSeq names its product microtubule-associated protein RP/EB family member 1-like. Gene Ontology annotation, cellular component: microtubule organizing center; spindle midzone; cytoplasmic microtubule. Gene Ontology annotation, molecular function: microtubule plus-end binding. Gene Ontology annotation, biological process: protein localization to microtubule plus-end; spindle assembly; regulation of microtubule polymerization or depolymerization. NCBI's taxonomy places the organism in Eukaryota, Metazoa, Chordata, Actinopteri, Esociformes, Esocidae. The record is from RefSeq and is a predicted model, not a curated record. The coding region runs from base 150 to 974 and encodes 274 amino acids. The transcript is spliced from 8 exons.